Messenger RNA from Dipodomys spectabilis (banner-tailed kangaroo rat), 2697 nucleotides. RefSeq names its product choline dehydrogenase (gene Chdh). Gene Ontology annotation, cellular component: mitochondrial inner membrane. The transcript has 8 exons. Bases 269 to 2056 code for a protein of 595 amino acids. Lineage: Eukaryota; Metazoa; Chordata; Mammalia; Rodentia; Heteromyidae. Gene Ontology annotation, molecular function: flavin adenine dinucleotide binding; choline dehydrogenase activity. The record is from RefSeq and is a predicted model, not a curated record.
CCCGCACCCACGCCCCGGGCCGGGCCGAGCGCCGCGCCCCGCCGCGCCCGGCCUGCCAGCCAGGCGCUGGGACCCGGCCGACCCCUCGGGUAGAGCGGUGCGCGCGUGUGCGGUCAGUUACAGUGUAGCGGGGCGGGGAUCGGGGCCGCGGCCGCCCUGCUCUAGCUCCGCUCCAGCUUCGAGGUGGCCCACGGUGCGGGGGCCCAGCGGCCAAGGGCAACGCUAGCCAUCUUCGCCCUAGGUGGAGAGGAAGGCUUGGGCAGGAAGCAUGUGGCGCGUCCCUAGAGGCUGGAGGCGAGCGCGCGUGGGCCCGCGUGGAGCCCCGGCCUGGACAGGGCUGCGCCCGCCUGCAGGUAGCCGGGCAGUGGCCAGUGCGGGCGCCCGGGCCGAGUUCAGCUACGUGGUGGUGGGUGCGGGCUCCGCGGGCUGCGUGCUGGCCAGCCGGCUCACCGAGGACCCGGGCCACAGCUUGCUGCUGCUGGAGGCCGGGCCCAAGGACGUGCUGGCGGGCAGCAAGCGGCUGCUGUGGAAGAUCCACAUGCCCGCGGCGCUCGUGUCCAACCUGUGCGACGACAGGUACAACUGGUACUACCACACCGAGGCGCAGCCGGGCCUGGGCGGCCGCGUGCUGUACUGGCCGCGGGGCCGGGUCUGGGGGGGCUCCUCGUCGCUCAACGCCAUGGUCUACAUCCGCGGCCACGCCGAGGACUACGAGCGCUGGCACCAGCAGGGCGCCGAGGGCUGGGACUACGCGCACUGCCUGCCCUACUUCCGCAAGGCGCAGGGCCACGAGCUGGGGGCCAGCCAGUACCGCGGCGGCCAGGGGCCGCUGCGCGUGUCCCGGGCCAGGACCCGGCACCCGCUGCACCAGGCCUUCCUGCAGGCCACCCAGCAGGCCGGCUACCCCUUCACCGACGACAUGAACGGCUUCCAGCAGGAGGGCUUCGGCUGGAUGGACAUGACCAUUCACGAAGGUAAGCGCUGGAGCACCGCCUGUGCCUAUCUACACCCGGCACUGAGCCGCCCCAACCUCAGAGCUGAGGUCCAGACUCUGGUGAGCAGGGUGCUGUUUGAGGGCACCCGGGCAGUGGGUGUGGAAUACUUCAAGAACGGCCAGAGCCACAGGGCUUAUGCCAGCAAGGAAGUGAUUCUGAGUGGGGGUGCCAUCAACUCUCCACAGCUGCUAAUGCUCUCAGGAGUUGGGAAUGGAGAUGACCUCAAGAAACUGGGCAUCCCUGUGGUGUGCCACCUGCCUGGAGUUGGCCAAAACCUGCAAGACCAUCUGGAGAUAUACGUCCAGCAGGCAUGCACCCGCCCCAUCACCCUGCACUCAUCUCAGAAGCUCCUGCGGAAGGUCCGCAUCGGUCUGGAGUGGUUGUGGAGGUUCACAGGAGAAGGAGCCACAAACCAUCUGGAAACAGGUGGGUUCAUUCGAAGCCGGCCUGGGGUUCCCCAUCCAGACAUCCAGUUUCAUUUCCUGCCAUCCCAAGUGAUUGACCAUGGGCGGGUCCCUACCCAGCAGGAGGCUUAUCAGGUACAUGUGGGUCCCAUGCGGGCCACAAGUGUGGGCUGGCUCAAGCUGAGAAGUACAAACCCCCAGGAUCAUCCUGUGAUCCAACCCAACUACUUGUCCACAGAAACCGAUAUUGAAGACUUUCGUCAUUGUAUAAAGCUGAGCAGAGAAAUUUUUGCGCAGGAAGCCCUGGCUCCCUUCCGGGGAGAAGAGAUCCAGCCAGGAAGCCAUGUCCAGUCAGAUAAAGAGAUAGAUGCCUUUGUGCAGGCGAAAGUUGACAGUGCCUACCAUCCCUCAUGCACUUGUAAGAUGGGUCAGCCUUCCGAUCCCACCGCCGUGGUAGAUCCACAGACCAGGGUUCUUGGAGUAGAAAACCUCAGGGUCAUCGAUGCCUCUAUCAUGCCCAGCAUUGUCAGUGGCAACCUGAAUGCCCCCACAAUCAUGAUUGCAGAAAAAGCAGCUGACAUUAUUAAGGGACAGCCUGUACUCUGGGACAAGGAUGUCCCUGUCUACAAGCCCAAGACCUUAGCUACCCAGCGCUAAGGCAGCUACUGCCUGACAAUGACUAGAGAAGCCAAGAGGACUACCCGGCACAGCCUUUACUCCAAAUGCCUUUGCUUCAGACUGUCUGGAAUAUCAACUCAGGGUUAUCUGGAUCAUGUUUUAGGAAGUGAGACCAGGACUGACCAGCACUUUGCUCAGCGUUUCCUCUGUGAGCCCCUCCUCUGCACCUCCUGAGGGGACAGCAAGGGGAAGGGAGCCCAGUAGAAGAGGGUUAACCUUGGCCAUGUCCUUGUCUCAUGUCCACCUGGCCUUCAAUCCGGGGUCCUGCUGCCUUGAACAUUUUCUAAAGACAGCCCUUGAGAUGGGUCUUUGAGACCACACUGGGUUCCUCACAGAAACGGCAUCCUCCUCUCAAGCGGCAAGCUUUAUUUAGUCAGGCCAAGAGCCAUGCCAGAGUAAGCUUGGUUUGGGCUGCACAAUUGCCCCAGGUGGAGGAAAUCUGGGCUUUCCUCUCAUCUGUCUCUUCAUUCACUUUCUCUAAGUGAGCCUGGUACAGGGGCUCUGUCAGGGGACUGUGGGGUUCUAGUUUUACUUGAGUAUCUAAGAGGAGCCUCCUGAACCUGUUCAAGGAGGGCCUCACUAGCAAAGGUUUCAUGAUUAAACCAUUUUAAAACACCAAA